Molecule: messenger RNA, 1750 nt
Organism: Propithecus coquereli (Coquerel's sifaka)
Lineage: Eukaryota; Metazoa; Chordata; Mammalia; Primates; Indriidae
Product: inactive serine/threonine-protein kinase TEX14-like
Exons: 14
Coding region: 134-1750 (538 amino acids)
Biological process (GO): mitotic spindle assembly checkpoint signaling; mitotic sister chromatid separation; male meiotic nuclear division
Cellular component (GO): kinetochore; intercellular bridge; midbody
Source: RefSeq, a predicted model, not a curated record
UCUUCCUCUCGGCCUUGCUGGGCCACACCUCUGCGGUGCAGCUCCUGCUGGCCUUUGGUGCCAACCCCAACCACCGCUGCCUGGACCGCAGCACGCCCGUGCACGCGGGCGCCUUCUCCAGCUGCAGCCGGUGAUGCUGCAGCUGCUGCAGGCAGGGGGCGACUUGCGUCUGCACGACCAGCAGGGUCGCACACCACGGGACUGGGCUGAGCAGGGUGGUGCCAAGCAGAGCUGGGAGGUGCUGGGGAUGUUACAGCUCUGCCGUGCCCGCGUAUCAGCAUUGGUGCAUGGCAGUGAGCUGGCACUCAUGGCAUCUUUGGGCCAGUUGCAGGCCAGAUCUGGGAACAGCCUACCUGGCUCCCUGUCCUCACUGUGGCAGGCAGACAGGGCACAGAGGCUAGAGCAGAUCAGGAGAUCCCCCCGGGUCCCGGCCUUGGGGUUCGGUCAGCUGAGCAGCCUGUGGCCACUGGGGCUAGUAACGAGCAUACCCCUCGCGGACCCCAAGGAGCUGCUGCCAGCCCAGGGUGAACCCGACCGCACCUACGAGAGCAGCUCCCACACCCUCAUGGCCAACACCCUGCACCACCCCAAGCUGUUGCUGCUGAUGGCGCUGAGCCCCUCAGCGGACCUGUCAGGGCUGUGCCUUCUCUUCGAGCCUGUGUGGCUGGGCUCCCUGCACGCGAUGCUGCACCUUCGGGGACCGAGGGAGGAGGCGCCCCAGCCUGUGCCAGGCCUGCUGCCGGGCCAGCUGCUGCUGCAGGUGCUGGAGGCCCUGCUGUUCCUGCAGGCCCGCUGCCGUGCCCACGGCGGCCUCAGCUCCCACGCUGUGCAGCUGGUGCGGCCGGGCCUGGCUAAGGUGGGCCACCUGGAGCAUGGGUGUUCGCUGCACCAGCGCUGGCUGUGGCCCAGGCUACAGUGGGGCUACUCCUGGGGAGGCCCAGGCCCAGGGUUGCCCCCGCCUCCUGAACUGUAUCCAUGGCUGCCACUUGAGCUGAUCUGCGGUGACAUGCCUGCCACCACCUCAGACCUCUACAGCUUCUGCAUCCUGGCCCAGGAGGUCUUCACUGGAGAGCUGCCCUGGGCUGGAAGACAGGGGCCUGAGGUGAAGGCCAAGCUGGAGGCAGGCCCUGAUUCAGGCUGGGCUGGGCCUAAGGCCCGCCGACCGCUGGGGCAGCCUGCAGAAUACUCGGUAUCUGCUACGGGAGAGGCCAUGGCCCAGGACUCAGUUCCUGAGGUGAGCUCCCUGACCAAGCGGACCGCGCUGUCCUCUGCGCUCCAGGGCUCCCCGCCAGAGAAACUAUACCGUGAAGUGGCUCCCAGAGCCAAGACCACACCCAGGCCUGUGCCGCCUGUGAUGUCCCCUGGCCCCAUCCCAUCCCAGGCCCUGGAGACUCCUGAGGUCGCGGGCCACAGCAAGGUCCAGAGUGGCGCAGCCCGGAGCUCGGGCAGCAGCUUGACUCUAGGCAGCAGCCCCAGCCACAGCCCCCACCUUUGCCCCGGCCCCAGCCACAGCCCCACAGCCAGGGUCGGCCUGCACUGCUGUCUGCAGCCCAGCGCAACAGCGCCCAGCACUGAGCUGAGUGGAGGAAGUCUCUUCUCCAGCCUGCAGAAGAUGGAUCUGCUGGGGGAGAUCACGGCGGAGCUUCAAAGUAGAUGCCAACUCGCAGACAAGCCCAGCCUCGGCCCCACUGCUGACCCAGAUUCCUCGGGUGCCCACGGCGCCCUCUCUGCAGAUGCCGUCCAGGAGUAA